Sinocyclocheilus anshuiensis is the source of this 748-nucleotide messenger RNA. Its product is annotated as protein AMBP-like. Lineage: Eukaryota; Metazoa; Chordata; Actinopteri; Cypriniformes; Cyprinidae. The record is from RefSeq and is a predicted model, not a curated record. Bases 1 to 651 code for a protein of 216 amino acids. The transcript has 7 exons.
AUGGCCAAGAGACAGUCGUGGUUCUUCACAACUUCAUUUGGAUCACAGACAGUCAGAAUGAAGCGUGUUGUUGUGGUGUUUCUGCUGCCGCUCCUGGGCCUGUUGCAUGCUGGGCCGCUGCUCGAUGAGCCCGUCCUCCAGCCCCAGGAGAACUUUGAUGUGAACCGGAGGAGACCCGGACUAGUUGUCACACUUAUUACACUUGUAGAAUAUUUCUAUAUAGACACAAACAUCAGCAAAACCCCUGGAAGAUUUCAUUACCACAGCGCCGAGUGGAAUGCUGAUGUGGACGCCUACGUGGUUCACACAAACUACGAUGAGUUCGCUCUGGUGGUGAUGUAUAAACAAAAACCAGGUGGUGAAAAAACCACAUCUGUCAAACUCUACGGACGUGCUAUGCAGCUGCGGCCCACUCUCAUCGAAGACUUCAAGACUCUGGUGGCUGAGCAGGGAAUGAGUGAAGACACUAUAGUAAUCAAAAAGAACAAAGGUGAAUGUGUUCCAGGUGAGCAGGUCACACCAGAGCCACAGAUCCAGAGGGCGAGGAGGAAUGUGGUCCUGCCGGCCCCUGAGGAGGGAUCGGGUGACGAUACACCCAUCUUCAGAGGACCUGGAGAUGAGGAGUUUCUCAGUGAACUGAGAAUGCUGUGAAUGAAAAUGGAGCGUUACUUUGUUUCAAACAGAAAAGUGCAACACGGAUCAGUUUUCAACAGGCAUUAACUUCAGCAUUAACACUAAAUAAAGACCU